GAUUACUCCAAGUUGAAACAAAAGGACUGCCAUCAAAUGUAGUUCAAUGAUUCGCUCUUAAUUAGGACGACAUUGGGGAAGAAAUUAACUAACUUCUAUAGGUAUAAAUAUAGGGUUGGCCAUGUGUAUAUGUAAGCGUGUGCUCAAAGUGACAUGUGAUGACGAUGAGAUCAAUUGUGCCUAGGGAAAACGAAUCUCUUGUGGUUGGAGGUGUGAUUGGAGAUGUUUUGGAUCCUUUUACAAGUUCAAUCUCAAUAAGGGUCACCUACAGUAAUCACAGAGAAGUCAUCAAUGGCCUUGAACUCAAACCCUCCCAUGUUGCCAGCCCUCCCAGAGUUGAUGUUGGUGGUGAUGACCUCAGGACCUUCUUCACUCUGAUCAUGGUGGACCCUGAUGCACCCAACCCAAGCAACCCAAGUAUGAGAGAAUACUUGCAUUGGUUAGUAACUGAUAUUCCAGCGACUACAGGACCAAGCUUUGGGCGAGAAAUAGUGAGCUAUGAGAGUCCAAGACCAACGGUGGGAAUUCAUCGUUACGUGUUUGUGUUGUUUCGUCAAUCAGAGGGAAGACAAAUGGUUGAUGCUGCUGAGUGGCGACGUCAAAAUUUCAACACCCGAGAUUUCGCUAUGCUUUCCAACCUCGGACCUCCUGUUGCUGCUCUUUUUUUCAACUGCCAACGGCAAUCUGGUUCCGGUGGAAGAAGAAUAUAAUAUAAUGUAAUAUAAUAUAAUAUAAUAUAUACAGUAUAUGAAUAAAACAAAGAUUUCAUUAUGACCGAGUCAUCUGCAGGAAGAUGAAUUAUGUAUAAGAAUUCAGUACUUGUACGCCUCACGAGUCCACCACAAGGCUGUAUAUCUCUUUGUGGUACAGAAAGUUAUACAUUUAUGAAACCGAAUAAUGUUUGAAUAUUAAUCCAGAUAUCUAUUAUAGUGGCUAAUUAUAAUGAGCAUGCUAUCAUAUACUUGUGUU
Molecule: messenger RNA, 969 nt
Organism: Prosopis cineraria
Lineage: Eukaryota; Viridiplantae; Streptophyta; Magnoliopsida; Fabales; Fabaceae
Product: protein FLOWERING LOCUS T-like
Exons: 4
Coding region: 159-710 (183 amino acids)
Source: RefSeq, a predicted model, not a curated record